Molecule: messenger RNA, 3358 nt
Organism: Clupea harengus (Atlantic herring)
Lineage: Eukaryota; Metazoa; Chordata; Actinopteri; Clupeiformes; Clupeidae
Gene: scara3
Product: scavenger receptor class A, member 3
Exons: 7
Coding region: 677-2449 (590 amino acids)
Source: RefSeq, a predicted model, not a curated record
UAAAAAUGACAUUGGCAAUUGCAGAGGGCCUUGGAAGGUGAAGGUGAGCGUCUCUUCUUGUGUUCGGACAUUUGUUAGCAAUUAGGCUGCGAGACUGCACUGCCUCGCUAAAACAUAUGCACUCGCCCUCCCUUCGGCUCUCACUCACAAUCCCACCUCCCACCUCCCUCUCUCUCUCUCUCUCCCUCCUCUCACACACAAAACCGCUCGCUCUCAUGUCAUGUUGCUCCAAGCUGCGCAUGGUUACUGUCCAAGGUAUUAGUUUCUCUCUGGGGUUGAGGCAGAGAGGCAGCAUGUCAGAGAGGGAGAGAGAGGCUCAUGCAGACUUUUAAGAACCAUGUAGCUUAGUUCACUUCUUCCUCCUUCUUACACUUACAAAAAAAAAGAUGAAUGUAAAGAUUUUGUAAGUUCUCUGGAGGUGUGGUUUUUGUAACAGUGAUCAACCCCCAAAGAGUAAGUCAAACUUUUGUUGGUGUCUGGGCUUCCAGCAUUCCUGAGAUCUUUCACCUACUGAUGCUCUUGGAUGAUUGUGCACAGUACACUCUUGACAGUCCACCGGAUCCAAAGCUCCCCUCUUCCGCCUCUUUUUCCAGAGGACUGAAGCGCUACAGGAGCAUCCACCACUUGGGGAGGCUCUACAGAUACCUCUAAACUGAGGACAACCUAAGGACACAUCAUGAAAGAAAGCUAUUGCGGCUAUGAGAACCAACUCUUUAAAGAGGAGGACCUGACCGGGGAGGAGGAAGAGAUGCCUCCCUUCAGAGGAAGGACACGGGGCGGCUGUGUGAAGUGCCAGCAGACACACUCUCUCCAGUUGGCUGUAAAGGUGCUCUACGGCUUCUUCGCAUUCCUUAUCAUUGCUGUGGCCGUGUUGGCAUCGCUCGUAUUCAGGAAAGUUGACAGUUUAUCUGAAGAAGAGUCAUUCUAUAAAAAGAAGAUAACCAAAGUUCAGGAGAGUAUACAAGAUCUUGGCACAACCAAUAACUGCACAGAAUGCUUCAACCUUGCACACUUCCGAGAGGAGGUCAGCAAGCUGAAGAAGGAGUUUGAGGACAUCCAGAAGAUGGUCCUCAGCCAGGAACAGACUUUAGACCAGUCCUCUCAGACACAGCAGACUCUCUCACAGUCCAGCAACAGGAUGCUCAGGGACCUCCACAGCUACGCCAUCACCAUGAAGCAGAUUAACCAAUCGCUCGACCAGUACCUGGGCCAGGUGAAUGGCUGGCAGGUGGUGAUCAACGAGACUGACCUGGGCAUGAAGACCCUGGUCCAGGACCAGUACGACCUCAAAGCAACGGUGCAGCAGGUGAACACAACAGUGGGGUUGAGCGCGGUAUGGAUCGACGUGCUGCAGCGCAAAGCGGACGAGGAGACGCUGGUGCUGCAGAAAAUGACGACAGAGUGGCAGAACUACAGCCGCAUCCUGGGCACGCUCAAGUCCAACUCGAGUGCCACCAUGCAGGCGGUGCGCAGCGUCCAGAGUAGCGUCUCAGCCACGCACCAGCGCAUCACCAUGAGCUCGGAGAUGGUCCACGACCUGACGCUGCAGGUGAUGAACCUGCAGAUGCAGCUUGACAACGUCUCAUCGUUUAUGGACGAGCACGAGGAGAACAUGCACGACCACCAGUACCACUCACGCUACUAUGAGAACCGCACCAGCGAGCGCUUCAGCACGCUGGAUGCCCGCAUGAGCACCAUCGAGAUGGAGAUCGACACCAUCGCUUCCAGCAUUAAUGCCACCGUCAGCCACGUGCAGAGCAUGUACAAGUACAUCAACAUCGAGAGUUCCUCCUGCCAGACGAAGCUUGGCAGCCACACAGAGGACCUGCAGAACCUCAACAACACAGUUCUCCUUCUGCUACACCUCGCCGACACCCUGCGGACCCAGUACAUGCUUAUGAGCGUGCGGCUUGAUAUGGACGUGCGGAACCUGUCCAUGGUGACGGAGGAGAUGAAGCUGGUGGACACCCACCAUGCCCAGGCCCUUCAGAACUUCACCAUCCUGAAAGGUGCUCCAGGACCACCUGGCGCAAAGGGAAAUCGAGGAGAAUCUGGCACUAAAGGAUCUCUAGGCCGAUCUGGAAUCAAAGGAGACCGCGGGGUUCCUGGAACCUCUGGGCCCAUGGGACCGAAGGGCUUUAUCGGCCCUAAGGGGGAGCUAGGUGAGCCCGGACCCACUGGGAUCAAAGGAAACCCCGGAGUCAAAGGUGCCAAGGGAUCUUUGGGGCAGCCAGGAUCACGGGGUGACAAGGGCCAGAAGGGCGACAUGGGAGUGCUUGGGAAAGACGGACUUUCUGGUCCCAAAGGUCCACCGGGAAUACAAGGACAAGCAGGCUUACCUGGACUGCACGGCAUACCUGGGCCAAGGGGAAAACCUGGUCCUGUUGGUCCAACUGGCCCGCCUGGAACACCAGGACCCCCAGGGUUAUCCUUAUCGGAGACGCACUGACAGUCAAUUGAAAAAAAAGGAAGAAUGAGUACUUAUUUGGAAUUCCUCUAUGUGGAUCGACGAAGAAUCCACCUUUGACUUGGGAUAGGAUCACGUGCUUCUGAGCCUCAAAACUCUUAAAACCAUGGCCCGCUUUAGAAAGCAGGAGACAGUCCUCCAGCCACAAGGGUCUGCUUUAAUGUGCUGGAAAUUCACAGAGUGGGGAUUCAUUUGCCUAGAACUGGAGCAUGGAAGCAGCUGAGUGUUUAUAGAGGCAUAUUUUGUUGAUACCACAGUGCGCUCAGCAGGGGAGCCCUUCUGAGUUUACAAGGCAGAUUUUGGUUUCAAUUUCGAUGGCACUUUAACGCUUUUGAUAAAGUGUAAUAUUGUAGUCCUGUUGUUUGUGUUUGCUUUCUGAAAAACAGUCGUUCGGAGCGGGUACUCUGAAUAAAUAACAGGUUUUAAAGUCAAAAUCAGACAGUGCUAAGUAGUUAUCCAUCUACAUAAUAUUUUGAAAAACUUUAGUUACAGAAUAUCACCUGAGAAAAGUCUAAUACCUUAGCACAAAAUUGGACUCCAUAAGUCGGAUGGCUAAAACCAAUGAAUGGUGAGACAAUAGAUAGAGAUGUUUGUCAACAAGAGGAACUACCUGAUUCAGUUGGCCUUUUCUACCAUGCUGAAAUGAUCUGUAAGGUGACAGUCAAUCUGUCUGAUGUGUACAGUGUACCUAAGUAUAUGUUUUUAAAAAAACAUAUUUACUUGUUUUACUUGUCUUCGAAGUAUGACACAGUCUGUAUUCAACAUUGUUUUUUAGAUGUUGUUGUUUUCCUUAUAUUCUCCAUGCACAUAAUCUAUGAUUCAUGAUGAAAUUUAUUCCAAUAAAAUUUUUGCAGUGCAAUUGCAAACAAUAAAAAAGAUUAAUCUCUCAAA